This is a messenger RNA of Populus trichocarpa (black cottonwood), 1613 nucleotides long. RefSeq names its product casein kinase II subunit beta-2. Gene Ontology annotation, molecular function: protein kinase regulator activity. Gene Ontology annotation, cellular component: protein kinase CK2 complex; cytoplasm. NCBI's taxonomy places the organism in Eukaryota, Viridiplantae, Streptophyta, Magnoliopsida, Malpighiales, Salicaceae. Bases 294 to 1136 code for a protein of 280 amino acids. The record is from RefSeq and is a predicted model, not a curated record. The transcript has 5 exons.
GCAGCUACGCAAACGUUCACCAGUAUUUUGCAGUGGUAUGGUGUGUGCAGCCCCCACUUCUAUUCAAUGUCUCUAAAAAAAAAGGAAGCUUAAAUAAGACAUACAGAGAGAGGAAGAGACACUUUGCGUCGAAAGAAAGCUCUGUUCUGUUGGAUAUUUUGGACGUCAAGGGACAUAUAAGUAAUUUCAAUAAACGCAUCGCAUCGCUGGUAUCUCUCCCACUACUGAACUGAAGAUCGAUCGCUUUAUCCAUCGCCCCGCCCCGUCCGGCCAAUCAAAAGAAAAUAAUCGUGAUGUACAGAGAGCGAGGGAUUGGCGGGUCCAAGGCGGAGGUGGAUCAUCGAAAGCAUCGGAUUAGCGAUGUCCUCGAUAAGCAUCUCGACAGAUCCACACCGUCCAGUUCCAGACCCACCAACGGCAAGGAUUUGUUUCUUUUCAUGAACAAGCAACAACCACCUGAUUACAACAAUACUGACCAUCUCCUCUCUAAAGACAACAACGCCUCCGAUGUGGAAUCUGAAACGGACAGUGAAGAGUCCGAUGUGAGUGGGUCAGAAGGAGAUGAGACGACGUGGAUCUCAUGGUUCUGUAAUCUAAGAGGAAAUGAAUUCUUUUGUGAAGUGGAUGAUGAUUACAUACAAGAUGACUUUAACCUCUGUGGGUUAAGCACUCAAGUUCCUUAUUAUGACUAUGCUCUUGAUUUGAUUUUGGAUGUCGAGUCUUCGCAUGGUGAUAUGUUCACAGAGGAACAAAAUGAGUUGGUUGAAUCUGCAGCAGAGAUGCUUUAUGGACUGAUUCAUGCUCGAUACAUAUUGACCAGCAAGGGGAUGGCAGCUAUGCUGGACAAGUACAAGAACUAUGACUUUGGGAGAUGCCCAAGAGUUCACUGCUGUGGACAACCUUGCCUUCCUGUUGGUCAAUCAGACAUUCCUCGGUCAAGCAAUAUUAAAAUAUGCUGCCCCAAGUGUGACGAUAUAUACUACCCACGUUCCAAGUAUCAAGGCAACAUCGAUGGAGCAUAUUUUGGGACGACAUUUCCUCACCUGUUCUUGAUGACUUAUGGGCAUCUCAAGCCACAAAAGGUAGUGCAGAGCUAUGUUCCUAGAGUAUUUGGGUUCAAGAUACACAAACCAUAAUAACGGAAGUUGAAGCUUCUUUGGGUCACAAAGGCAUGCUUUAUUUUGACAUGCUUUUGGAAUUCACUUAGGCUGCUGGAGUUCUCCAAGUCUAACAAGGAAAGCUCUCCCUCUAAAAAACGGAGGGUAAAAGAAAAACCCUUGUACAUCUGAUGAUGUAUCACGAAGCAAGUCUGCUAAUGUCAAUGUAGUGAUCUUCAAUUUUAGCUGCCGAUGCAAUUAUGCCCUCGCCCUCCUCCCUUCCCCCGGUUUUCAGUGUUGCAAAUUUGCAGUUUUCUUUCUUGGUAGAGUAAUUUCAUAAAUUGCCUUGCAAUAUCUUCUUAGCACUUAAUUGAUCAAGCACUAGAGAAAAUUAUUUGCGGGUAUGCAAAGUUUGUUCUUGAAAUUUAACAACAUCGGGAUGUAUAUUUUAGCUCAUCUUCCACUCGUGUUUGAAGUGAGAUUUUAUGCUCGGAUUUUAGAGGAUUUUGUGUGAUA